Lepisosteus oculatus (spotted gar) is the source of this 1065-nucleotide messenger RNA. It is a transcript of the gene chmp5b, whose product is annotated as charged multivesicular body protein 5b. Gene Ontology annotation, cellular component: multivesicular body. Gene Ontology annotation, biological process: vesicle budding from membrane; late endosome to vacuole transport via multivesicular body sorting pathway. Lineage: Eukaryota; Metazoa; Chordata; Actinopteri; Semionotiformes; Lepisosteidae. The record is from RefSeq and is a predicted model, not a curated record.
AUGAACCGGCUCUUCGGUCGCUCUAAACCUAAAGGACCUCCACCGAAUCUCACAGAUUGCAUUGGAAAUGUGGAUUCAAGGGCAGAGUCUAUCGAUAAGAAGAUAGCCAGGUUGGACGCUGAGCUUGUGAAGUACAAGGAUCAGAUGAAGAAGAUGAGAGAUGGCCCUUCAAAGAACAUGGUCAAACAGAAGGCUAUGAGAGUGCUAAAGCAGAAAAGAAUGUAUGAAGGCCAGAGAGACAACUUAAUGCAGCAAUCUUUUAACAUGGAGCAGGCAAACUAUACAAUCCAGACUCUUAAGGACACAAAAACAACAGUGGACGCCAUGAAAAUCGGAGCCAAGGAAAUGAAAAAGGCAUACAAGCAAGUAAAGAUUGAUCAGAUUGAGGACUUGCAGGAUCAGCUGGAGGAUAUGAUGGAGGAGGCCAACGAUGUUCAAGAGGCGCUGAGCCGCAGCUAUGGAACGCCAGAGAUUGACGAGGAUGACCUGGAAGCAGAGUUGGACGCACUGGGUGAUGAGCUGCUGUUAGAUGAGGACACCUCCUACUUAGAUGAAGCUUCGUCCGUUCCUUCCAUUCCCGAAGGUGUGCCCAGUGACAUCAAGACCAACAAGGAUGGUGUGCUGGUGGAUGAAUUUGGCUUGCCGCAGAUCCCUGCUACAUAAGAAGCAAAUAAAACCAUUCAGGAAUACACUUUCAUAUGUAAAAUAUCAUUUAUACAUUCAACUGACAAUAUAGCCUGAGUGUGCAACAAGAUCACCAUUUUCCAGAGGCAUGUAUGAAUUGAAAGUUUUGACCAUGUAUUAGUCAUCCCUUCAUACUUUUAAUUUGUACUCCAAUACUUAAGUGUCGUCUUGAAAACUUUUUUUUUUUACUUUCCUAAACCAAUUUUUAAUUUGGUUUAUCGAAUGAAGACUAUAAGUCUUGCCCUAAUAAGGAAUUUGAAGCUCCUGAUUUUUGUUUCUAAACAUGUAAAGGGUUUCUGGUAGGCGGCUGCUUUUCAUUCUGUAAAAUAACACUGUGUAACUCCUUUAAAUAAAAAUUAAUAAAUUAUACAUUUUAAAGCA